AUGAGCAUAAGACUGUUUCCAGCCUGCGGGAAGGAUAAGUGCUCGUCGCCACGCGAGUGCAUCCCACGCAUCGCCAAGAACUACCACUUCGUCGUAGUGUCAUUGAAGUCCGACUGCUUCCAGAGUCCCUACGAACUCAUAUACGACGCGUUCAAAUACAACCUGAUUCCCGUCGUGUUGGCGCCACCCAACGCAACUCUUCAGGUUCCUGAGAAGUCGGUAGUAAGCACGUCGCACCUGCACAAGCCGGGCGAGCUUGCAACGCAUCUGCGACAACUCUUGAACGACCGUGCCUCUUACGAGAGCUACUUUGCCUGGAAGCAGAACUGCUCCUUGACUCGUUCCGAGGACGAACUGUGUCCUCUAUGCCAUGCGCUAUGGGAAACACCCGCGCACUACCAACAUCGUCAUCCCGAUGUUCAAGAAUGGUGGACUAAGAGCUUGAAGUGUGUAAACGAGUCCUUGUACGGCCUUGACAAGGGGUUUGUGCCUCAGCUCUGA
Messenger RNA from Dermacentor silvarum, 501 nucleotides. RefSeq names its product alpha-(1,3)-fucosyltransferase fut-3. The transcript has a single exon. Gene Ontology annotation, molecular function: alpha-(1->3)-fucosyltransferase activity. Gene Ontology annotation, cellular component: membrane. The record is from RefSeq and is a predicted model, not a curated record. Bases 1 to 501 code for a protein of 166 amino acids. NCBI's taxonomy places the organism in Eukaryota, Metazoa, Arthropoda, Arachnida, Ixodida, Ixodidae.